Molecule: messenger RNA, 4885 nt
Organism: Magallana angulata
Lineage: Eukaryota; Metazoa; Mollusca; Bivalvia; Ostreida; Ostreidae
Product: E3 ubiquitin-protein ligase MIB1-like
Exons: 21
Coding region: 122-3208 (1028 amino acids)
Biological process (GO): protein ubiquitination
Cellular component (GO): cytoplasm
Molecular function (GO): protein binding; ubiquitin-protein transferase activity; zinc ion binding
Source: RefSeq, a predicted model, not a curated record
CCUCGAGAUAUCUCGCGAGAUUUCAUACUUCAGCCAUUUGACAGACACAGAAGAAAAUGUUUACAUCGUUGAAGAAUUGACUUAUUUCUUUCCAAUGAGGUGAUAUAAACCACCAGUGACAAUGAAUGCCGAAAAUAUAGACCCUAACAUUAGCACGACUAAUCGUGUAGCUCGUGUGAACAUGGUCGAGGGCGUCGGGGCGCGUGUUGUAAGAGGUCCAGAUUGGAAAUGGGGAAAACAGGAUGGUGGAGAGGGCCAUGUUGGUACUGUGAGAAAUUUCGAGUCUCCCGAGGAAGUUGUCGUUGUGUGGGACAAUGGGACAGCAGCCAAUUACAGAUGUGCAGGGGCAUUCGACCUUAGGAUCGUCGAUAGUGCUCCAACAGGAAUAAAACACGAUGGCACGAUGUGUGACACUUGCAGGCAGCAACCUAUAUUUGGCAUUAGAUGGAAGUGUGCUGAAUGCUCCAAUUAUGACCUGUGUAGUGUCUGUUACCAUGGCGAUAAACAUAAUUUACGGCACCGAUUUUACAGAAUCACGACACCUGGAAGUGACAAGUGCUCAGUUGAACCUAGAAGAAAAAGCAAGAAAAUCACGGCCCGGGGAAUAUUUCCAGGGGCGCGGGUUGUGAGGGGGGUGGACUGGCAGUGGGAGGAUCAGGACGGGGGCAACGGGCGUCGGGGCAAGGUCACAGAGAUUCAAGACUGGAGCGCAGCCAGUCCCAGGAGUGCAGCCUAUGUGUUGUGGGACAAUGCUGCCAAGAAUCUCUACAGAGUGGGCUUUGAGGGAAUGGCAGAUUUGAAGGUUGUGAAUGAUGCCAAAGGAGGCUCUUUUUAUAGGGACCAUCUUCCUCUGUUGGGAGAACAAGGUCCAGGGUCCAGAUCAGGUCCGGGGGGACUAGCGAUAGGUGACCAGGUCAACGUCGACCUUGAGCUUGAGAUUGUACAGUCUCUACAGCAUGGGCAUGGAGGGUGGACCGACGGAAUGUUUGAGUGUCUGGGUACCACAGGAACUGUUGUUGGCAUUGAUGAAGACCAUGAUAUUGUUGUAUCUUACCCCAGUGGAAACCGAUGGACAUUCAACCCUGCAGUUCUUACAAAAGUGAACACUCCUAGUGCUGUCCCCUCCACCUCUAAUGAGGCUACGCCCUCAGUCACCCCCUCGGCCCAGUUUGCUGUGGGUGACCUAGUCCAGAUCUGUAAUGACCCAGAGAAGAUCAAGCUCUUACAGAGAGGCCAUGGGGAAUGGGCAGAGGCCAUGAUGCCGACUUUGGGUAAGAUCGGGCGUGUCCAGCAGAUUUAUCACGACAGCGACCUAAAGGUGGAGGUCUGUGGCACCUCGUGGACCUACAACCCCUCCGCCGUCACGAAAGUCGCCUCCUCAGACGGUGCUGCCAUAGGAAACUCCUCGGGAGAGAGACUUAGCGCAUUAUUGAAGAAGUUAUUUGAGACCCAUGUGACUGGCGAUGCUAACGAGGAACUGGUGAAGGCGGCGGCCAACGGGGACUACGUCAAGGUGGAAGAUCUGCUCAGUCGACCCGACAAUGAUGUGAGUUACCAACCCGCUCAAAACGCAGCAGAGAAGGCAGAUAACUCACACUUAGCAGCCAAUGGAAUGUUUGCUGGACACACGGCCCUGCAGGCGGCCUCACAGAAUGGACACACUGACGUCAUCAAGAUCCUCAUCAAACACGAUGUCGACUUCGAAAUCGAGGACAAAGAUGGCGACCGUGCAGUGCAUCAUGCAGCUUUUGGAGACGAACCCAGCGUCAUUGAACAGCUACAACGCGGGGGAGCCGACCUGAAUGCCCGCAAUAAACGCAGACAGACACCACUGCACAUAGGGGUCAACAAAGGUCACAUUGGCGUGGUCAAAACUCUCCUGGAUCUGGGAUGUCACCCGAGUCUGCAGGAUUCCGAGGGGGAUACCCCACUUCAUGACGCCAUCAGCAAAAAAAGGGACGACAUGAUUUCCCUGCUUCUGGAACAUCACGCAGAUCUGACGAUCACCAACAACAAUGGCUUCAACUCACUGCAUCACGCUGCUUUACGGGGAAAUCCCAGUGCUAUGCGGAUCCUUCUGUCCAAAAUCCCCCGGCCAUGGAUUGUGGAUGAGAAGAAGGAUGACGGAUACACUGCCCUCCACUUGGCGGCACUAAACAACCAUGUUGAAGUGGCGGAACUUCUAGUUCACCAGGGGAAGGCUAACAUGGACUUGCAAAACGUCAAUCUACAAACAGCAUUACACCUCGCAGUGGAACGACAACACACACAAAUUGUCAGGUUGUUGGUGAGGGAGGGCUGUAACCUGAACAUCCCGGACAAGGACGGGGACACACCCCUCCACGAGGCGCUCCGACACCACACCCUGUCCCAGCUCCGACAGCUACAGGACAUGCAGGACGUCGGCAAGCUUCUAAUGGGCCUCGGAACUCCUGGAGCCGACAAGAAGUCCAGUGCUUCUAUUGCCUGCUUCCUUGCCGCAAACGGAGCUGACCUUAAUAUCAAGAACAAGAAAGGCCAGACCCCACUGGACCUUUGCCCCGACCCCAAUCUGUGUAAAGCCCUGGCCAAGUGUCACAAAGAGAGGCAUAGUCCAAAUGGCACUGCCUCUAACACAGUCAUCCUGCGGAAUGACCAGGAGUCACUGGAGGAGUGCAUGGUCUGCUCCGACCUGAAGAGGGACACCCUGUUUGGACCGUGCGGACACAUCGCCACCUGCUCCCUCUGUUCCCCGCGGGUCAAGAAGUGUCUGAUGUGUAAGGAACAGGUCCAGUCCCGCACCAAGAUAGAGGAAUGUGUAGUGUGCUCAGAUAAGAAGGCGUCCACUCUCUUCUUGCCCUGUGGACACAUGUGUGCCUGUGAUGGCUGCGGGCAGCUGAUGAAGAAGUGUGUGCAAUGCCGAUCCUCCAUAGAGAAGACUGUGCCAUUCAUUGUGUGCUGUGGAGGAACUCCUCCUCCGGCACCACAACCCCCUGGUAUAAUGAACAAUGGUUCCCGUGACAACACAAAAGACAUACAAAAGCUACAGCAACAAUUACAGGACAUUAAGGAUCAGGUACCAUUUCUUACUAGCUGUCCAGUGUGUAUGGACCGCCUGAAGAACAUGAUCUUCCUCUGCGGCCACGGCACAUGUCAGAUGUGUGGCGACAGGAUGGCGGAGUGCCCCAUAUGUCGAAAGGCGGUGGAAAAGCGGAUCCUUCUGUAUUAGUGACAUUGAAAAAGGUGGAUCGGUCUGCAAAAGUGAUAGUGGAAAAGUGGUGGAAAAGCAAAUUCCUCCAUACUCUUGGUGGAAGGCAGAACAAGUCAUGGAUGGCAUUAUUUAUGUGAUUGACAUUAUUUCAUGGAAAUUAAGAUGUUAAAUUUGAAGAAAGUCCAGCUGUAAGAAAAUACUGUUUUGUAUAUUGUACAUGGAUUAUUAUUAAUUAUUAUUAUUAUUAAUUUUUUCCCAGUUUUUGUUAUAAAAUCUCAGUGUUGUUGAAUCUAUGUUAAUGCGAAUUCAUUUGAUAGGUUUUUUUUUCUUACACUGCCUGUUUGUUUACAUAAGAAAAAAAAAACCUUGCUUGUACAUGUAUUCUGUGUCAGCACUGCAAGGUAUGAUAAAAUUGAAAUCCUCAUUCUUCUGAAUUCAAUCAAUCUUGUGUAGAUAAAAAAAGUAUGAAUGUUAUAAAGAUACGACAGAUUUUUUUUUUCAAAGUAUAUUUUAGUAUAACUUGGUGUGGAAAGCAUUUAGAAUAUGUCUCUUGUAUGUAAAUGUAUGUUAUAAAAAAAAAUAACCUCUAGAAGUUUGAACUUUAGUUUGGGAGGGUUGAUUCAAGAUUUCAUUCUAGAAAAAGGUUUUUGAUAAUGUUGAUAUUGAGUAAAUUACCGGUACAGUACAAGUAAAUGUUUUUAGAGAAAUUUUCUGACAAGUUGAUUCAAGUAAUAUACUGGUAUGCAUUGCUAAUGACACUACCAUUUUAAGGUGGAAUAACACAUCAUCACAGAAUGGCUGAUCGCUGAUCAAAUCGACAUUACCUUUUAUUAAAAGGAUUUUUUGGACUGAAGCAUAUAACUUACUCCCUAGCCGAGUGGAUAAAGUGUCAGACUUGUGAUCUGUACAUCCCGAGUUCGAAUCCCGCAGGAGCUUUUGUUGUUCUGACUGGAAUAAUUAUUUAAGAUAUUCAUUUUUUAUCCCCAAAUGUCAAAUUUUUCGCUUAUUUGACAUUUGUACAGUUUAUUUGAGUGACCUUUUCCAGGUGUGUUAUUCCACCUUAAUGUGAAAAUAAGAUCCUGCAAAAUAAAUGCACCAGUAAUGCACACCAUUGGUUAGAUUUUUUUGCUCUCAGUAGACAUACUGGUUCAUUUCAGGAGAUGCAAACAAAUGGAAAAUGCAUUUUGAAUUUAAGGUUUUAUUGCUCUUUUAAAUCGUAGUCAUUCUUUUAAAUGUAAAUUCUUACACUUCAAAAAUUUCUUUUUCACAGGGGUUAUUUUCAGUACAUAUAUAGAAUAAGCUAUUAUUUAACUGAUUUUGUUUAGAAUUCAAUAAACAUCAAGAAAGGAUGCUACAAAGUAGAAAAAUUGAAAUAUUUCUGUGUUGAGUUGGUGAAGAUUGGUUGUUCUCUAUUUUGUUCACAUUUUGAUGAUAAAGAUCUGUAGAUUUGAGGAGUAUUUUUCAAGAUUUUUUUUGUGUGUGUAAUCAUAAUGAAGUUUUCCUACCCUUGCCAAAUCUCAUCAGUAUAUAGCUGCAUUUAAACUCACUUGUUGGUCCUGUUUAGUAAAAUCAAGUACAAAAGAAGCUGUUUGUAAAAAUUCAAUUUCACUUUGUAUUUAUUUUUUCUUUUGUAUGAUCAGUGUUUUAAAGUUCCAUUCUGUUUUCAUCAUGAUAUUAAAAUAUCGAUCAAAUUAA